Molecule: messenger RNA, 1255 nt
Organism: Leguminivora glycinivorella
Lineage: Eukaryota; Metazoa; Arthropoda; Insecta; Lepidoptera; Tortricidae
Product: carbonic anhydrase 7-like
Exons: 9
Coding region: 27-1052 (341 amino acids)
Molecular function (GO): zinc ion binding; carbonate dehydratase activity
Source: RefSeq, a predicted model, not a curated record
GUUUUUAAAGAAAAUACGUUAAGAAAAUGUUGUGGCUUUACAUUUUCAGUUUAGCGAUAAAAAUAGUGGUAACAGCGAAGAGUUCCGGCAACGCCCGUAACAGCAUUCCUAUCAACAGACUCUACACCACAUCUCGUCCCAUCCUGCUGGCUGUAGAGCCCGAGAGAGCACGGACUGAAUGGCGGUAUGACAAUGCGUCACACUGGCCAGGCCGCCUCUGCCGCGAAGGAGUAGGCAAGCGCCAGUCCCCUAUCAACAUCCGAACAGAGUCAGUAGUGCCUGAUUCAGGCAAACAGUUCAUCAAGUACGGCCCGCUGCGGUUACAUGGGUACCAGAGUGUGCUGUGUUCUGGCGUCAACAACGGACGAACGAUCCAAUUCACAAUGGAUGGCGACGAAGCUAUGCACCCGACAUUGACCGGAGGUCCCCUGAGGUACCUGUAUCGACUCGAGCAGUUGCACUUCCACUGGCUGUCUGAGCAUGCCGUCAACGGUUACAAGUAUCCAAUGGAGAUCCACUUUGUCCACAUCCGGGCCGAUCUGACUAUUGGCGAGGCUCUGCGGAAGAGAGACGGCAUCGCCAUCAUUGCUGUAUUUGGUAAUAUAAAGUCGGAGAUAGAGAACGACGAGAACUUCAUAGCGGGUGAGAUGAUUGAGGAAGUGAUGCGACAACUGCCGCAGCUGACCCGGCUCGGGGACCGGCUCAGCGGGAUCGUCAUGAAUAUGUCGAGGCUACUGACAGGGAGCCAGCAGUCAUAUGUGACCUACUCCGGGUCUCUGACGUCACCGGAGUGCAACGAGGUGGUCACCUGGAUCAUACUGGACAACCCGAUCUACAUGACGUACGGACAGUACAAAGACUUCCUAGACCUAGCCCAGACCCGGUACAACUUCCGGCGCCUCCAAGACACUAACGUGACUGUGUACCGGCCGGCCACGAAAUACCCACAGCCCAUGAUCUUCGGAGUCUUCUCCAAUAUGGUCGGUUAUGUCUCCAACUUCUUCAAAAUGUUCAGGAGUAUGAAUAGGGUGGUAAAGAAUGACUCGCAAUAAUUUCUAAGAUACAGAAAUACAUCGGAGAAAUGCCAAUAACAUAACUAGUGGAAGAAAUUCCGCAGGACCCAAAGAUUUUUGUGUAAAUAGAGUGAUCAUUAAAAAAGUGUAACUAUACCUAGUCUUAGAGCCCAGGGUCCAUUUUCUGAUAUUUUCUUCAUUUCGCUCGAUUUUAAAUUCUCUAGGGGUACUAGGAGGUUUAC